Messenger RNA from Capra hircus (goat), 4768 nucleotides. It is a transcript of the gene ZKSCAN8, whose product is annotated as zinc finger with KRAB and SCAN domains 8. Gene Ontology annotation, molecular function: RNA polymerase II cis-regulatory region sequence-specific DNA binding; DNA-binding transcription factor activity. Gene Ontology annotation, biological process: regulation of transcription by RNA polymerase II. Lineage: Eukaryota; Metazoa; Chordata; Mammalia; Artiodactyla; Bovidae. The record is from RefSeq and is a predicted model, not a curated record.
UUUCCUGGCGCCUUAUAGCAGCGUGCAACCCUGCGACGCGUAGACGAACUAGGACAGCGAGGCCUAGCGUUCGGUUUUCAGGGGCGUAGUGGCCCAGUUGGCUCAUUGGUCCGACCAUAGAGCUUUCAGACCUCCAGGAUUCCUAGAGAGCUCCCGGAAGUGGCUUGGGGCAAGAUGCAUGUUGGCCGGCGGUGUGCCUCCUCACAUCUAGAAGUUAGGGGCUGGAGGGUCCUGCGCCGGCUGCUGCGUUCGCACCUCUCUUCUUGCAGCCGUUCCUGUGGGUCUGUACACCGUUUGUAGCAUCCCUUCCCCAGCGCGGGCCGCCUCUGGAAUUCACGAAGUACCCUUAAAGAAGAGGCCCUCAGAAGGUUCUUCUCUUAAGAAGAUAAAGAAACUUAGUAGAAACGAGUCUCCUGAGCUUUUCUGGCCCUAAAUGGCAGCAGAAUCAAGAAAAUCUUUAGCCCCAUCCCCACCAGACCAGGUUCCUGAAGAGGACCUAGUAAUUGUCAAGGUAGAGGAAGAUCAUGGUUGGGACCAGGAAUCAAGUCUACAUGAAAAUAACCCUCCUGGCCAAGAGCUGUUCCGCCUACGCUUCAGGAAGUUAUGCUACCAAGAGACACUAGGACCCCGAGAAGCUCUGAUCCAACUCCGCGCACUUUGCCAUCAGUGGCUGAGGCCAGAUUUGAACACCAAGGAGCAGAUCCUGGAGCUGCUGGUGCUAGAGCAGUUCUUGACCAUCCUGCCUGAGGAGCUCCAGACUCUGGUGAAGGAACAUCAGCUAGAGAAUGGAGAGGAAGUGGUGACCCUACUGGAGGAUUUGGAAAGGCAAAUUGAUAUAUUGGGACGGCCGGUCCCAGCUCGUGCACAUGGACAUAGGGUACUCUGGGAGGAGGUGAUGCAUUCAGAAUCUGCACCAGAGCCUCCAGAUACUCAGCUCCAACCUGUGGCAACUCAGCACAAAUCUGCAGUGCUCCAAGGGCCACAUGAUAGAGCCAUAUCAGUUUCACAGAGUCCUACCCUUUCCCAGAAAGGAAGUCCUCGAGACCAGGAGAUGACAGCUACACUGCUUACAGCAGGGUUCCAGACUUUAGAGAAGAUCGAAGACAUGGCUGUGUCCCUAAUUCGGGAGGAAUGGCUUCUUGAUUCAUCCCAAAAGGAUCUGAGUACAGAUAACAGGCCAGAGAAUUACAGAAACAUGUUCUCCCUGGGUGGUGAGACCAGGAAUGAGAACAGAGAAUUAACUUCAAAACAGGUAAUAUCUACUGGAAUCCAGCCACAUGGAGAGACAGCUGCCAAAUGCAACGGGGAUGUUAUCGGGGGUCUUGAGCCUGGAGAAGCCCGAGACCUUCUGGGCUCAUUAGAGAGGCAGCGGGGAAAUCCCACCCAAGAGAGACGACAUAAAUGUGAUGAAUGUGGGAAGAGCUUUGCUCAGAGUUCAGGCCUUGUUCGUCACUGGAGAAUCCACACUGGGGAGAAACCCUAUCAGUGUAAUGUGUGUGGUAAAGCCUUCAGUUACAGGUCAGCCCUUCUUUCCCACCAGGAUAUCCACAACAAAGUAAAACGCUACCACUGUAAGGAGUGUGGUAAAGCCUUCAGUCAAAACACAGGCCUGAUCUUGCACCAGAGAAUCCAUACUGGGGAGAAGCCAUAUCAGUGCAAUCAGUGUGGGAAAGCUUUCAGUCAGAGUGCAGGCCUUAUUCUGCACCAGAGAAUCCACAGUGGGGAGAGACCCUAUGAAUGUAAUGAGUGUGGGAAAGCUUUCAGUCAUAGCUCACACCUCAUUGGACAUCAGAGAAUCCACACUGGGGAGAAGCCCUAUGAGUGUGAUGAGUGUGGGAAAACUUUCAGGAGGAGCUCACAUCUUAUUGGCCAUCAGAGAAGCCACACUGGGGAGAAACCCUACAAAUGCAAUGAGUGUGGGAGGGCCUUCAGUCAAAAGUCAGGCCUUAUUGAACAUCAGAGAAUCCACACUGGAGAAAGACCCUAUAAAUGUAAAGAAUGUGGGAAAGCUUUCAAUGGGAACACUGGCCUCAUUCAGCAUCUGAGAAUUCACACAGGGGAGAAACCCUAUCAAUGUAAUGAGUGUGGGAAAGCCUUUAUUCAGAGGUCAAGUCUCAUUCGACAUCAAAGAAUCCACACGGGUGAAAGACGGUAUACAUGCAGUGAAUGUGGAAAGAAGUUUGCUCAGAGCUCAGGCCUUGUUCGACAUCAGAGAAUCCACACUGAAGAGAAACCCUAUGAAUGUGAUCACUGUGGAAAAGCCUUCAGUGUACGCUCAACUCUCACUGUGCAUGAAAGAAUCCACACUGGUGAGAAACCCUAUACUUGUAAUGAGUGUAGGAAAGCUUUCAGUGUGAGGGCACACCUGAUUAUACAUCAGAGAAUCCACAAUGGAGAGAAACCCUAUGAAUGUGAUGAAUGUGGCAAAGCAUUUAGUGUGAGCUCAGACCUCAUCAAACAUCAGAGAAUCCACUCUGGUGAGAAACCUUAUGAGUGUGAUGAGUGUGGGAAGGCCUUCAGUGUGAGUUCAGCCCUUAUCAAACAUCAGAGAAUCCACACAGGAGAGAAGCCAUAUGAGUGUAAGGAGUGUGGGAAGGCCUUCUAUGUAAACUCAGCCCUUAUUAAUCAUCAGAGGAUUCAUUCUGGAGAAAAGCCCUAUAAGUGUGGAGAAUGCAGAAAAGCAUUCAGCCAAAUCUCAACGCUUAUUCAUCACCAGAGAAUCCAUACUGGAGAGAAACCAUACGAGUGUGAUGAGUGUGGGAAAGCAUUCCGUGGGAGCUCUAAUCUUACUAAACACCAGAAAAUACACGCUAAAGGAAAUCAUCCUGAGAAGAGUCAUGAGAAUAAAGAAUGUGGCAAAACCUUCAGACACUGGAAUGAUCUCAUUAAACGUAAGCAAUUUCAUUUUGGACAGGAGCCUUAUUUGUGUCAUGAGUGUGGCAAAGCCUUUAAGUUCUGUGAUAGCCUUGCUAAACAUCAGAAAAUCCACACUGAAGAGAAAACUUAGCAGUGUAAAGAGUAUAUGGAUUCAUUGUGUUCAAGUCUGGUCACUCACCAAAGAACCCACAGUGGAGAACACCAGUAUGGAUAUAGUGAGUGGGGGAAUGCCUUCAUUUGGAAGCCAGAAUUUAUUACCAGAAAACCCAUAAAUAUAAAAUGUGAGAAGACCUUCACUUAAAAACUCAAUCUUAUGCACUGGAAAAUCCAUACUGGAACAAAACCCUACAAAUGUAAGGAAUGUGGAAAGGCCUUUGCUCAGAGCUCAGGGCUUGUUCGACAUUGGAGAAUUCACACUGGAGAGAAACCUUAUAAGUGCAAUCAAUGUGGAAAAGCCGUCAGUUAUAAAUCAGCCCUUCUUUCACAUCAGGAAAUUCUUAAUAAAAUAAAACGCUAUCAGUGUAAUGAAUGUGGGAAAGCCUUCAGUCAAAACACAGGCCUGGUUCUUCAUCAGAGGAUCCAUACUGGAAAGAGACCUUAUGGGUGUAAAGAGUGCGGAAAAUGCUUUAGUCAAAGUUCACACCUUAUUGGACAUCUGAGGAUCCACACUGGAGAAAAACCCUUCAAAUGUAAUGAGUGUGAGAGGGCCUUCACUCAGAGGUCAGGACUCAUGGAACAUCAGAGAAGUCACACUGGAGAAAAACCCUACAUGUGUAAGGAAUGUGGGAAAGCUUUCCAAGGGAGCACCAGUCUUACUCAGCACCUGAGGAUCCACACUGGGGAGAAGCCCUACCAGUGUGAAGAGUGUGGCCGAGCCUUCAUUCAGAGGUCAAGCCUUGUUCGUCAUCAGAGGAUCCACAGAGGGCAGAAGUCUGUGUCUAUAUCCUAAGUGUAAGAAAGCCUUCAAUCAGGCCUUACUGAACACUUUAGAAAGCUAUGCUGAAUACAGACUUAAUCAUUUUGUAAUAAACUGAAGAAAUUGGGAAUGUGGUGUCUCCAUUAUCAUUGUUAUUCUAGAUAGUCAAACUAGAAGACAUUUUGGUAUCAUCCAUCAGAUUGAAAGAAGCUGGUAGCUUGUCACUGGAGCAGACCACAUUUUGGGCUGAGUCUUUUAUGGAUCUGCUAUUUCUUUCUCCCAUUCUUUUGAUCCUUCUCCUUUGUGGUCCUUCAGCACUUUUGUUCCUUGAAGUCACUAUCAUCACAUACCCUGAAUAUCCUGAUGACACAGUGACUGUCACAUUUUGAAUGGAGGACCACUGAGGCUGUUAAGUGUGCAUACUGUGCAAAGGAGAACUUUAGCAGGAUGAGUGAGGAAAGUGACAUUGUUUUUAAAGUUACCUAAAUGAGGGGUAAGCUAGGUACUUAUUUAAAUAGAUAAGUUAAGUUUAAAAGCAACUACUCAAUGACAUAGCUUGCUGUUUUGUUUGCCUCCUCUUCACCCCAUUGGUGAGAGAGGAAGUCCCACCCUAAGAUUCUGGGGAUGGCCAAACACAUGACACCUGGCUCUGGACAGAUGGGAUUGACAAGAGUUUAUUAGUCAUGUGUACUCACAGCAUAGGGCAGGAGGGCCACUUGGGAGCAGAAUAAACAAACAGGAGCUUUGCGAUACAGGCUUCAUAGUAAUAAGAUGAGGUGAUGCCUGGUUUCCUUGGGAGGAUGUGAUUGGCUUGUUUGAAUAAUUUCAUUGUGGGGGGCAAAGUGGUGAAACCCAGUAGGUUGAGGACCAAGUAGAGUGUAGCUAGUCCAGCUGAUGGGGAACUAGCCAAGUGGGGUCACUUCCUGCUGGGGGGAGGCAUAUACCGCAAGAGUGGUGGAAUUGAUGGUUAGGCUU